Hippocampus zosterae (dwarf seahorse) is the source of this 1983-nucleotide messenger RNA. RefSeq names its product protein phosphatase 4, regulatory subunit 2b (gene ppp4r2b). Gene Ontology annotation, biological process: protein dephosphorylation. The coding region runs from base 459 to 1784 and encodes 441 amino acids. Gene Ontology annotation, cellular component: cytoplasm; protein phosphatase 4 complex; nucleus. The record is from RefSeq and is a predicted model, not a curated record. NCBI's taxonomy places the organism in Eukaryota, Metazoa, Chordata, Actinopteri, Syngnathiformes, Syngnathidae. The transcript is spliced from 9 exons. Gene Ontology annotation, molecular function: protein phosphatase regulator activity.
ACGGAGGUCCCUCAAACAUUUAUGUAAUUCAGACUGAUGACACUGCAGAAGUCAGCUGAGAUAGGCCGUGUGGUGCAGAAAAUGGAUGGAUAGACUAAUGAAUGAAUGGCUUUGUUAAGAUGGGACACUAAUACACAAAUGAAGUUAGUUCAUUGAAUAUAGCAAAUUUAAAUGUACACGGUAGUUAAUUUGAUGAACUAGUCUCAGUUAUGUAUUUUAUCGAUGCGUCGUUGGUUAUUUCGUGUAUACGAGCACAGCUGCGUUCUUGUGAUUUGGAUUUUAUUUUCGUGCCGUUUCUGUAAUUCACCGUGUGGUUUCCAGGCAGAGUGACCUCACGGCGCCAUAUUAAUGUGCUCCCUCCUCCUUCGCUUGCUCGAUGUUAGCUUAGCGGUUAGCACUAGUAGCUCGCUGCCAGUCUGCUUCUCACAUCCACCGGACUGACAGACGGCAACGGCGUGAUGGAAAUUGACUCGCUUCAAGAGGCGCUCAGAGACUUUGAGAAGAAAACGAAAAGGGAGCCAUGUCCUAUAUUGGAGCAGUUUUUAUGUCAUAUCGCCAAGACCGGAGAAACCAUGGUCCAAUGGUCUGAGUUUAAGAACUACUUUCUUUUUAAAUUAGAAAAGGUCAUGGAUGAUUUCAGAGCCUCAGCUCCUGAGCAAAGAGGCCCCGCCAAUCCCAAUGUCGAGUCAAUCCCAUUUGAAGAUAUGAAAGAGCGAAUCUUGAAGAUUGUUGACGGAUAUAAUGGAAUUCCCUUCACUAUACAACGCUUGUGUGAGUUACUCACAGAACCCAAGAAGAACUACACAGGAACGGAUAAAUUUCUUCGAGGUGUGGAGAAGAACAUCAUGGUUGUGAGCUGUGUUCAUCCAAUUUCAGAAAAAAACGGAUGCAGCGCCGUCAGUAGAAUGAAUGGAGUCAUGCUUCCUGGGAACACUUUGUCCUUCACAGAGAGAAAAGUGAACGGUCCGGGAACCCCACGGCCACUCCACCGCCCAAAGUUAUCUCUAGUCAACUCCCUUGCGGCGAAUGGCCUGCCUGACAGCACAGAAAACAAACACCUCAAAACAGACACGGAAAGUGUUCAAGAUAUAUCAGGAAGCGGGAUUUCGGCUUCGGGAGAUAGCCUGGGGAAUUCGGUCAAGAACAAACACUCGGACACCGAAGAGGACAUGGAAUCUGAGCAGCAGGAGGUGAAGAGACUUAAGUUUGGCAAGGAUGAAGAGGAGGAAGAGGACGAGGAAGAGGACGAGGACGAAGACGAAGAGCAGCAAGUGGAAACGUCAAAGCCUUCGAAUGCCCCUUGCCUCUCGAAAGAAGCAGAAGCCAUGGUCCAAGAGGAAGAUGAAAAAUCCACUUUCAAGGAAGCCUCUUGCAGCGCGACUGUCGUGGAAGACCAAGAGCCGACAAGCAGCACUCAUGCCGAAGCAUGUCCGGACUCGGGCCCGGAUGAAAAGUUGGCCGAAAGGGUGGCGCCAUGCCUAUCGCAGCACGAUGUCAGCGACAUGGAUCAAACGGAGCAGCCGGCAUCGGCCGGUGUUGCAACAAGCCCGGAGACCAGUGCAGAGAGUGAGGAGAGUCACAGUGACCCAGUCAGCAGCAGCUGUAGCAGCAGCAGCAGCAGCAGCAAUAGUAGCAGUUGUAGCAUCGACGAGAGUGUAGAAGGGGACCGUGAAGACGUCUCGCCCACUCCAUCCAGUAGUACGAAUGAGCCACCUAUAGAGGGCGCCAUGGAAAGCGCCAGCGUGGACAUGGGAACCACCGACGAGCCCAUGGAGCAGGACUAGACUGAAAAGGCCCUCACCCCGCAGUCGUGUGACACCACAAACCAGCUUGUCCUUGAAAUCCAGCGUGACUGUCACUACUGGGAAUGAGGAUAACUUCACCUCAUACACAAACACCUCUUCCGCUUUUGGAUGCUCCUCCAAAAUGGCUACCUGGCAUUGAUGUGAUCAAACUAUUGAUUAAUAUGAACAUAUUUUUUUU